This is a messenger RNA of Peromyscus californicus insignis, 4134 nucleotides long. RefSeq names its product CD248 molecule (gene Cd248). Gene Ontology annotation, molecular function: calcium ion binding; extracellular matrix binding; extracellular matrix protein binding. Gene Ontology annotation, biological process: cell migration. Gene Ontology annotation, cellular component: external side of plasma membrane; extracellular matrix. The transcript has a single exon. The record is from RefSeq and is a predicted model, not a curated record. The coding region runs from base 1370 to 3664 and encodes 764 amino acids. Lineage: Eukaryota; Metazoa; Chordata; Mammalia; Rodentia; Cricetidae.
UGAGUUUGAGGCCAUCCUGGUCUACAGAGCAAGUUCCAGGACAGCCAGGGCUACACAGAGAAACCUUGUCUCAAAAAAUCAAAAAAACAAAACAAAACAAAAAAGUAAUAAUGAAAAAAUAACAAUAGUAAAUAAAAAGUAAAUAGAAAAUGCAGGGGUCAAUCCUUCAGACAGAUUCCCAGGGUCCAUCCUGGGUGCCUGGCCCAGUGCACAAACCUCCAGAGGCUUCCAGGAAUGUCGGGAAGAGGACCCUGGCCAGCCUAUGCAGCAGGCCCUGGGAGUGGUGAUGCCUGUGUCACACACACACACAUGCCUAUCCCAUUGUGUACCCCAUGCCCAUACAUGGCCUUACACAGGUCCCCUCAGAAGCAGCCCUGCUCACCCUGUGUAUAGCCCAACCUCCACUCAGCCCAGAAUCCUGCACCCUGCCCUCCUGCAGCAGGAGCCCAGCGAGGCAUUUCCUGUUUGGGGGCUGCCUCCUCCCCCUCUAAGUCCAGGUUCCCAGGGCCCCUGACUGAGCCAGGGUAAGGGGAGGGCAGCCCUUGGCCUCCUCCUCACUCCCUAACCCCUAAUGCUGGUCUUGCUGGAGCCAGAAAACUUGCGAGUGAAAUAAGCUGAGCAAAGGGCCUCAUCAAAUACACGUCUGGUUGAGGUUGUCCACACGGGGGUUAUCAAGUUGAUUCUCACGUAGGGCCUGGCAGGAAUGGGAGGAGCUUCAUAGGUUAGAUUGUGUAGCUCGCCACAUCAUCCUUGCCUGUCUACCUAAGGGCAUAGCGUGUCAGGAGGACUGCGUGUGUGAGGCUAGGGUUUAGCCGCCUGAGACAGACAGACAGAUAGGGGUGUCAGAGAGGAUGCUCUUGGCAGGAGUUGGAAGAGCAGUCUGCACACAUACACAUGGUGGGAAAGGGCUGGCCUGAGCAUGUCGUUGAGCUGGGAGUGCAGCCACGUACUGGUACUGGUGAAUCCAGGUUCGGGCCUCCUUGAGUCUCUCAGGAAGACAACUUCACCCCAGCUGCCUCAGCUGCAGCCUCUGCUGAAGUUUCAGAGGGUUGACCAGGGAUGCCUCUCAGACAGGCAGUUCCCCUCUUCCCUGACUCUCAGCUCUGUAAGGCCUGAGGUAGCCCAUUAGUUAGCUGCACCUCCUCCCCUCCUCUGCCCUUCGCCUCUCACCCCAGAACCCCCCACCCCACUGCUUCCUGCUCCAACAGCCCCCGGGGAGCUAGCAGGGGAGCUGGCAGCCGCCCCAGCCCACUCCUUACAAGGCGUGAGUCCGCAGGGCCCGCCCCCGGCCCUCCCGCCGGAGGCCUUGAUCCCUCCCUCUGUCAAGAGCAGCGGCGGGCCGGGGCCGGGCCAGUCGGGGGGCGUCGCGAUGCUGCUGCGCCUGCUGCUGGCCUGGGCGGCCGCUGUGCCCACACUGGGCCAGGCCCCCUGGACACCCGAGCCCCGAGCCGUCUGCGGCCCGGGCAGUUGCUAUGCACUCUUCCCCCGGCGCCGCACCUUCCUGGAAGCUUGGCGGGCGUGCCGGGAGUUGGGGGGUAACCUGGCCACGCCGCGGACCCCGGAGGAGGCCAGGCGUGUGGACAGCCUGGUGGGCGUCGGACCGGCCAGCGGGCUGCUGUGGAUUGGGCUGCAGCGGCAGGCUCGACAAUGCCAGCCUCAGCGCCCACUGCGGGGCUUCAUAUGGACCACGGGAGACCAGGACACCGCCUUCACCAACUGGGCCCAGCCGGCUACGGAAGGACCCUGCCCGGCCCAGCGCUGUGCCGCCCUUGAGGCCAGUGGAGAGCAUCGCUGGCUGGAAGGCUCAUGUACACUGGCUGUCGAUGGCUACCUCUGCCAGUUUGGUUUUGAAGGUGCCUGCCCUGCCUUGCCGGUUGAGGUGGGCCAAGCCGGCCCCGCUGUCUACACCACGCCCUUCCACCUGGUCUCCAGCGAGUUCGAGUGGCUACCCUUUGGCUCCGUGGCAGCCGUGCAGUGCCAGGCUGGCAGGGGAGCCUCCCUGCUGUGCGUGAAACAACCUUCAGGUGACGUUGGCUGGUCCCAGGCUGGCCCGCUGUGCCCAGGGACUGGCUGUGGUCCUGACAAUGGGGGCUGCGAACACGAGUGUGUGGAAGAGGUGGAUGGUGGUGUGUCCUGCCGCUGCAGCGAAGGCUUUCGUCUAGCCGCAGAUGGGCACAGUUGUGAAGACCCCUGUGCCCAGGCCCCCUGUGAGCAGCAGUGUGAGCCCGGUGGGCCACAAGGCUACAGCUGCCACUGUCGCCUGGGCUUCCGGCCAGCUGAGGAUGAGCCACACCGCUGCGUGGACACGGAUGAGUGCCAGAUUGCUGGAGUGUGCCAGCAGAUGUGUGUCAACUAUGUUGGUGGCUUUGAAUGCUAUUGCAGUGAAGGUCAUGAGCUUGAGGCAGAUGGUAUCAGUUGCAGCCCUGCAGGAGCCAUGGGGGCCCAGGCUUCCCAGGACCUCAGAGAUGAGUUGCUGGAUGAUGAAGAAGAAGGCGAGGAUGAAGAGGAGGCCUGGGAGGUCUUCGAUGGCACCUGGACAGAGGAGCAGAGGGUCCUGUGGAUGGCACCUACACAACCGCCUGACUUUGGCCUGGCCUACAGGCCUAAUUUCCCACAGGAUGGAGAGCCUCAGAGAUUACACCUGGACCCUACCUGGCCACCCCCACUCAGUGCCCCCAGGGGCCCCUACCACUCCUCAGUGGUCUCUGCCACCCGGCCCAUGGUGAUCUCUGCCAUGAAACCCACACUACCUUCUGCCCACAAGACCUCUGUUAUUUCGGCCACACAUCCCCCUCUGAGGCCUGUCCAUCCGCCUGCCAUGGUCCCUGCCACGCCUCCAGCUGUGCUCCCUGAUCACCAAAUCCCCAAAAUCAAGGCCAAUUAUCCAGACCUGCCUUUUGGCUACAAGCCUGGGAUUAUCUCAGCCACUCACCCAGCACGGCCUCCUGCUUACCAGCCCCCCACUACCUCAACCAAGUAUCCCCAAAUAUUCCCUCCCCACCAGUCCCCUAUGUCUCCAGACACCCACACUGUCACUUAUUUGCCUCCAAUUCCACCUAACCUUGACCUUGGGGAUACCGCUUCCAAAGCCCAUCAACACCCCCUGGUCCCAGAUGUUCCAGGCAUCAGAACCCAGGCUCCCCAGCUUUCUGUCUCAGCUGCCCAGCCCUCUCUACCCAGCCACUCAGGGUCCUCUGCCCACGAAGCCCCUGUGCCUGCUGCUACCCAUCCUCCAGCCCUCCCUUCUCCCCUCCCCUCGCAGAGCCCCAUUAACCAGACCUCAACUAUCACCUCUUUACGCCCUUAUUCGAGAGCCCCUCUAGUCCCAAGGGAAGGAGUUCCCAGUCCCAAAUUGGUGCCAUGGCUGCCCUCAGUGCCCCCUACAGCAGCACCAACAGCCUUGGCAGAGGCGGGUCUUGCAGGCCAAAGCCAGAGAGAUGACCGGUGGCUGCUGGUGGCACUCCUAGUACCAACAUGUGUCUUCUUGGUGGUCCUGCUUGCACUGGGCAUCGUGUACUGCACCCGCUGUGGCCCCCAUGCUCCCAACAAGCGCAUCACUGACUGCUAUCGCUGGGUCACACAAGCUGGGAACAAGAGCCCAACAGAACCCAUGCCCCCCAGAGGCAGCCUUACAGGGGUACAGACCUGCAGAACCAGUGUGUGAUGGGGUCCAGAUACCCCUUGUGGGGUAGGAGGACGGGACUUGCUUUGGACACAUGGAUGAAACCCCACCAGGGACUUAUGGGGGCUGCCCAGCUGGACAGAAGGGGUUCUGCUCCUUGGGCCCAGCAUUCAUGGCAAAGGACACACCAAGGCCUCCUCCAGGACCUCAAGGGGUGGGUGCUGGGAUCAUCUCCAAUAAAUGGGGUGCCAACCUCACCCAAAACUCCUGACCCCCUCUGAUGCCUGAGGGAAGGGUCUGGGAGGACUUGUGGGAGGGAAAAUGGAGCUUCCUUCCAUUUAUCUAGGUGAGGUAAGAAUUCUUUAAGAGGAGGUGUGCUUCAGAAUUUUCAGUGGAACAAGCUGAGAGAGGGCUGAGCCUUGCUGUCACACAGCAAGCCCAGAAAUCUGGGGGUUUGGCAGGGAAGAAAGUUCACAUUUGUUUCUUCUUUUAUUAAAAUGCAAAGAAAAUCA